AUGUCCGUGCAUGUCAACGAGGAUUCUGGUUUGGAGGAUACUAUUGGCAACGGAGAGGGCCUGUUGGUUGCCAAUGGCGCUACAAACGGCAAAUCCAACCACAAGAUGUCGAUUGCGGGAAUGCUCUCGAGUUCGGUAGAAAACUCUCCCGAGACUCCUACGGACGACUCAUAUCUCUCCGGUGAUCUACUUGCCUCUUUCAAAACAAGACUGCAAAACCUGGUUGAGCUGGAUCAGAUAUCGCUGUUCGAGGUCAACACGUUGAAGUUCCUCAAAGAGGAGUUUGGUCUAAUGAACGAUCUCAAGCUGGAACAGUCCUAUAUGCUCGAGGGUUUGAAGGAUGAGCUUCUGGUGAAGGACUCGAAAAUUAUUGAAAAGCUUGUGUCCAGGGAGAAGCUCAUUAAGGAAGAUUCGUUGAAGAAAGACGACUUUACGAAGAAGAGCACCGACAAAAAGCAGGAUUCCGAUGCUUUGGCCAAGCCAAAGAAGAAGAGGCGUGCUGUUCCUGCGAAUAUGAUGAUGGACAUAGCCCCAGCCGAUUUUAUAGGUACUCUUCCGGCCAAACGCAAAAGGCCGAUGAGGAAACCCAACGAAAACGAGGUUGAUCCAGACACUGUUGAUCUCAAUACGGGCCGGAAGAAGGUUAAGAGAGCCCCAAGGACUGAAAUAUUGAAAAAUGGCGCCAGAGAUGCCAAUGGCGAUGCUGAGGCUGACUCCAAGGAUGCUGAAAAGGACGAUCCAAAGAUGAAGUAUUCGAGCAAAGAGCAAAAGGCCAUUGACAAGCAGUAUGAUAACACGUUCCUUUCGAUAUGGAAGGAUCUGGCCAGAAAGGAUGGUCCAAAGGCGUACAGGCAACUGCAGCAGAGUGAGCAGGCCAAGAUGAUCAACUUCAAGAAGACUGCUCAAUUGGCCUCACGUGAGUCCAAGAGAUGGCAGAUCAAGACCAACAAGUCCCAGAAAGAUCUGCAAACCAGGGCCAGAAGGGCUACCAGAGAGAUGCUCAACUACUGGAAACGUAAUGAAAGAGAAGAACGUGAUCUUCGCAAGAAGGCCGAGAAGAAGGCCAUCGAUAAGGCCAAAAAGGAAGAAGAAGAACAUGAGGCGAAAAGACAAUCGAGAAAGCUGAACUUUUUGAUUACUCAGACAGAACUUUACUCUCAUUUCAUUGGCAAAAAGAUUAAGACGGAUGAAUUCGAAGGUAAUAUGGCUGAUUCCUCAAUUACAAAUGGUGCUACCGUGGCUGGCCAUGAUGGCAACGUUGAUAUCUCUCAUGCCAAAUCCGAUUUCAACUCAAUUGAUUUUGAUGCUCAUGAUGAUGAGACUCUUCGUCUGACUGCUGCUGCCAAUGCUCAAGCUGCUUUGAUGGAGACGAAGCAAAAGGCUGAGGCUUUCAACGGAGGCGACAAGAACGCCGACGACGAGGACGAGAUGAACUUCCAGAACCCGACCUCGCUUGGUGAAAUUGCAAUAGACCAGCCAAAGCUUUUGAACUGUACUUUGAAAGAAUACCAGAUGAAGGGUCUCAAUUGGUUGGCCAACUUAUACGACCAAGGUAUCAAUGGUAUUCUUGCCGAUGAAAUGGGUCUGGGUAAGACUGUCCAGAGUAUAUCGGUGUUGGCCUAUUUGGCAGAGACCCAUAACAUUUGGGGUCCUUUCUUAGUGGUCACUCCUGCCUCAACUUUGCACAAUUGGCAACAAGAAAUUACAAGGUUCGUGCCGGAUUUCAAGGUGUUACCCUAUUGGGGUAAUUCAAAGGAUCGUAAAGUUUUGAGAAAGUUUUGGGACAGAAAGAAUGUCGUUUACAACAAGAGCUCUCCAUUCCAUGUUCUGGUGACGUCUUAUCAGCUCAUUGUGGCUGAUGCUCAGUACUUUCAGAAAGUGAAAUGGCAAUACAUGAUUCUGGAUGAAGCCCAAGCCAUCAAAUCUUCUCAAUCCUCUCGGUGGAAGUCCUUGUUGAGUUUACAGUGUCGUAAUAGGCUCUUGCUGACUGGUACUCCAAUCCAGAACACCAUGCAAGAACUUUGGGCUCUGUUGCAUUUCAUCAUGCCUUCGCUGUUUGAUUCGCAUGACGAGUUCAGCGAAUGGUUUUCCAAAGACAUUGAAUCGCAUGCUCAGUCAAAUACCCAGUUGAACCAACAGCAGCUGAAGAGAUUACAUGUCAUUCUUAAGCCGUUCAUGUUGCGUCGUAUCAAGAAGAAUGUGCAGAGUGAACUUGGAGACAAGAUUGAGAUCGACGUAUUCUGUGAGUUGACAAACAGACAGAAGACGCUGUAUAAGAUGCUGAGAUCACAGGUUUCUUUGAUAGAUCUUCUUGAAAACAAUGCGGCCUUUGCAAACAGCAAUCCUGGUGAGCUGGACAGUGAUUUCACCUCCGAUUCGCUGAUGAACUUGGUUAUGCAGUUCAGAAAGGUAUGUAACCAUCCUGAUCUUUUUGAACGAGCAGACACGAGAUCUGCUUUCAAUUUCGGUAAGUUUGCAGAGACAAGUUCUUUCCUAAGAGAGGCUGCUACGAACAAUGGUGUUUUGGAAUUCACCUACAAUACCACGAACGAGAUUCAAUACUCCAUUCCGAAACUGAUAUUCGAUGAGAUAUUGUCUGUCAACUACAACAACGAGAUCAAGGACCUUGAAUUUGUUACAAAUUCCAAGCUUAACGUUUGGUCGAACGCAUAUAUCCAAGAGAGUUCUCAACAAAAAGAUGGAAUCUUCACAUGGCUUCCCUUCAUUAACUCGUCACCUGCUGAUGUUGUCAGGACAGCCAAACAGUCUACUUUGAAAAAUGCUAUUGACUUGAAGACGUAUAGUGGAAAUUCAAAGCAAGAGAUGUUAAAUCGUCUGGAGAUUGCUUACGCAGACGAGUACAAACUCUCCGCUGACAAAAGCCUAUUUCUGAUCAACCGUGGAUCCAAAGCGUCUGUCUUUGAUGACUCUGAGCUGAAAGAACUUUACUCAAUCCAGAAAAAGGUCGAUCAGGACAUGUACUUCAAUGUUACCAGUGCAUCUGCAUUCCCAGUGGUUUCAGCUCCGCCAAUCGAUGUUGUUUGUCACAAAAUGAGGUUUGGAAACAUCUUGCAGGAUACGUUGUUUGACAAAACUAUCCGUACUGCUCUUGCACCUCUGGAUUUGAAUCUUCAAUACGAGCUAUUAUCGAAAAAGAUUCCAAUUGAUGAGUUUCCCAAAGCCGAGAUGUUGCCACAGCCGAUCAGCUCCAGUGUGGGUUAUACUUCCAUUAGUCUGCCUUCCAUGAAGAGAUUUGUGAUUGAAAGUGGCAAGCUCUCUAAGUUGGACCAGAUGCUUGUUGAUCUGAAGGCUAACGACCACAAAGUGCUGAUCUACUUCCAGAUGACCAAGAUGAUGGAUCUCAUGGAGGAGUUUUUGACAUACAGGCAAUACAAGUAUAUCCGUCUCGAUGGUUCAUCCAAGUUGAGCGACAGACGUGAUUUGGUCCACGACUGGCAGACGAAGCCGGAACUAUUCAUCUUUUUGCUUUCCACAAGAGCUGGUGGUCUGGGUAUCAACUUGACCGCUGCUGAUACUGUCAUUUUCUACGACUCUGACUGGAAUCCAACCAUUGACUCACAGGCCAUGGAUAGAGCGCAUCGUCUGGGUCAGACUAGACAGGUCACUGUGUACAGACUGUUGACCAGGAAUACGAUCGAAGAACGCAUGCGUAAUCGUGCCAAACAAAAGGAACAUGUUCAGCAGGUUGUCAUGGAAGGCAAGUCCGGUCCGAUGCCAGGAAAGACGGAGAAGAAAGAUGCUUCCAAGCGUGAGGUUGCUAUGUGGCUCUUGGAUAAAGAGGAUGAUGAAGAUGACUCCAGCAAGACUGUUAGCGGAGAUGGCGACGAGGGCGAUGGAAAUGUUCAGAUCGACCAAGACACUUUGAAGUUGGAAGAGCUUUACCAUGAGGGCGAGGGAAGGUUUGACAGUGGAACGGUCACACCUUCCGUGCAAUAG
Messenger RNA from Kuraishia capsulata CBS 1993, 3957 nucleotides. RefSeq lists its product as uncharacterized. Gene Ontology annotation, molecular function: ATP-dependent chromatin remodeler activity; DNA binding; ATP hydrolysis activity. The transcript is spliced from 2 exons. Gene Ontology annotation, cellular component: nucleus; Ino80 complex. Bases 1 to 3957 code for a protein of 1318 amino acids. NCBI's taxonomy places the organism in Eukaryota, Fungi, Ascomycota, Pichiomycetes, Pichiales, Pichiaceae. The record is from RefSeq and is a predicted model, not a curated record. Gene Ontology annotation, biological process: chromatin remodeling; DNA-templated transcription; DNA repair.